Messenger RNA from Uloborus diversus, 3028 nucleotides. It is a transcript of the gene Nab2, whose product is annotated as zinc finger CCCH domain-containing protein 14-like. Gene Ontology annotation, cellular component: nucleus; cytoplasm. NCBI's taxonomy places the organism in Eukaryota, Metazoa, Arthropoda, Arachnida, Araneae, Uloboridae. The transcript has a single exon. The record is from RefSeq and is a predicted model, not a curated record. Gene Ontology annotation, biological process: regulation of mRNA stability. Bases 109 to 1752 code for a protein of 547 amino acids. Gene Ontology annotation, molecular function: poly(A) binding.
GCAAAAAGCAAGUAUGAGACGAAUAUUCAUUUAUUCCAUAUUGUUCAUGGACACUGUAUUCAUAGAUUAAUGUAGUUCCAGUAGCAGUUUUACAAAAUAUCAUUCAGAAUGGAAGCAAGUCUGAAAGUUACUGAUGAAAUACGAGCUGCUAUCAAGAGAAAACUUGCUGAAUUCGAUGCAUUUAUAGAUGAUGAGUUACCGGAAUACAUUAUGAUUUUGAUUGCAAACAAAAGAAGUAGAGAACAAAUUAAUAAACACUUAUCUCUUUUCCUUGGAAAGGAUACUGUUAAUUUUACUCUUUGGUUGGAAAAUUUGUUGCAAAGUUUAAAAGCAACAUCCAAAGAGUCGUCUGUAACAUCAAAAGAAUCUGUCGGUGAAACUGAAACUGAUGCAAAACCUAAUGAAGAUUGCGAUGUGUUGAAUUACGAUCCUAAUGAGCAAGGUGAGGAAUUAGGUUGUGAUGAGAGUACAAAUAGUUCUUUUUCCAAUGCACCUUCAAUAAAAGUUAAUGUUGACUCAAAAUCUGUUAAAACCCCACUUCCAGAAGAACCAAAUGUUAAAGAGCCUCGCUCUAGGUAUGGGAAUCAAGUGCAGAAACGUGAUGCAUUAUCUGAAUCUUCACACACAGGUCUGUCAUCUGCUAUUGUAUCUGUUGACAAUAAAAGUCCUUUUCGCAUAAGUGAAUAUGAUCCUAACAAGCCAGACAUUGUAAGAAGUGUUUCAAGUGUUGUUCGUCAGGCCCGAGAAAAAUAUAAGGCCGCAAACGCCAUACAAACUAAUAAACUUCUCCUGAAAGCUGUUAAUGAUGCAACCAAAUCAAUUUUAAACGGUAAAGAUAUAAAUGACUACUAUAAGCCAACCCCAAUUAAAGUUUUAGCAUCAAAAUUUAAUUCAAAUGCUGUCAAAUCAGCGCCAAGCAGUUCUGCUUUGCUGAAUUGCAAUACUGAAGUUGAUUUGAUUUCCGAUGUACCUGUGAUGCUGCCAUUUGAUACAGAAGAAAACGAUUUGGAGGAAUCUUCUGAAGAGAGCGUUGCGCAAGACGAAGAGUCUUCGCAUUCUCGUACCAUCUAUUUCACGAGCACACCUCAGCCCUCAUCCAGUUCAAAUUUAAGGGUUCCUGCAUUUGACGCGAAUCAGUACUCGAUGAUUGAACCAGAUGAAGAAGACACAGGGCAGACUCAUUUCUAUGUUACAUUGGAAGGUGUGAACAUUCAGUCCUUGAAAAGGAAACGUGAUGAUGACGAUGAUCUUAUUGAAGAUAUGGAAGAGGAUGAAACUGUUGAGGAGAAUGUGACCUUCAAAAAAAUUGAAACUGCUCCAGUACCGGAAAAAAAGCAAAAAAUAAACGAGAAAUGCAAAUACUGGCCUGCCUGUAAAAAUAGUGAUCAAUGUUUAUAUCAUCAUCCAACAAUUCCGUGCAAAUGCUUUCCUGACUGCAAGUUUGGUGAUAAAUGUUUGUAUGUCCAUCCUAACUGUAAAUUUGAUGCCCUGUGUAGUCGAAAAGACUGUCCUUACACUCAUAUUAGUAAGCGAAAAUUGCCAGCAGCAACUUUACCUGUUAGAAUGGUCUCAAUGAAAAUGAAGCCUGUGAAGGCAAUGUGUAAAUUUUUUCCAAAAUGCACUUCGAGAAACUGUCCAUUUGUGCAUCCCAAACCAUGUCGUUACGGCACUGAUUGCCGAUUGCCUGCAUGUGUUUUCAGUCAUUUUCAAAUCCCAUCUCGUAAUCAAUUAAAGUGGCAAGCUAAAACAUAAUCAAGCUUCUUUUAUCAUGUAAUGAUCAUUCAUUUUCAUCUGUAUUUAUAUCAUGAAUCCUGGUGAAUGUUAAAAAUAUUAAAUAGAGAAAUAGUCAACCUACUGAGUUUUAUAUUUUUUAUGCAAUUGAAAACCUAAUUUUUUUAUUGCACAUUAUAUUCAACACACAGGUUUCUAUAGUCAUUUUCUUUUUCAUCAGAUAUUCUGAUGGCUUUAUUGGCAAAAUCUGAGAAAUUCCAUUUUUUUUAACACAAAUAGUCUUGACUGUGGGGAUUUUCAACUAGCUUGCCCUUAUUGUAUUACACUAGUUUCCGCUUAGGCUAGAAAUAUUUAAGAUAUCUUUUCUGCUACCUUUAUAUACUUGCGUAAAGUUGAGAAAUUUCAUUCUGAAAAGGAAUCUACAAGUUGGUGGGUCUACUUAUGCAGCAAAAUUUGUAUACGAUACGCCAUUGAAAUUUUAAGGGGGUCGGGGUUAUUUUGGGGGUAUUUUUCUCAUUUUGAGGGGUGGGGUAUACAGGGUGUCGAUAAUUUUCCUCAAGCAAUUUUUUGAAAAAAUGUGAACAUUUUCCUGAUUAUAGUUCAACCUUUAACGUGAUCAAAAUGAGAAAUAAAGACUUUAAUUAUAGUCAAAGAAACACUACUCAAAAAAUGCUAGACUCGCAAAUUUUGCCGAUGGUUGCGUGAAAGUUAAUGCUCAUUAUAGAAACAAAUGUAAUAUGGCCAUGAUACAAGACUUAAUGGAUAUUAAUUUUAAAUAAAUGCAACAAUUUUUUAAAAAAUCGUAAUGGUGAAAAAUCCUAUGAAACCUUUUUGCACAAAGGUAUAAAAAUUGUGUCCUGUUUUUUCUUGUUUUCCUUUUUUUUUUGUUUGUGUGUGUCUAAAACUGCUGUAAUGAUAGGGUUUCAGCCUUCCCCCCAAAAUAUGGGUUUCAGAAACUAAAAUAGGAAAUACGUUUGUUGGGAAGUUUUUUUAUUAUGCAGUGAGCAGCCAAAUAACAUCAUUUAUAGAUUGAUAAGUCUUGCCUUGUUUUUUUAUGUUAUCUGCACACACAAAUGUUUUUUCUUCCACAAGAUUGUAAUUUAGAAGAAGUGUCGACUAAAUCAGGUUCCAAGAAAAUGAAAAAUUUUAAGCAAACUCCAUGGUUAGGUAAGUUUUGUUACAUUUGCAAAUUUUGAUUUUUUGUUCGCAAGUGGCAAUUUGUAUUUCAAAAAAAAAUAUUUAUGCUUUAAUAUAAAUUUUUGAAAAUAUUUUUGCUUUUUAAUUUAAAGAAACUUUG